Kogia breviceps (pygmy sperm whale) is the source of this 3197-nucleotide messenger RNA. It is a transcript of the gene RCC2, whose product is annotated as regulator of chromosome condensation 2. The record is from RefSeq and is a predicted model, not a curated record. NCBI's taxonomy places the organism in Eukaryota, Metazoa, Chordata, Mammalia, Artiodactyla, Physeteridae. Gene Ontology annotation, biological process: negative regulation of GTPase activity. Gene Ontology annotation, molecular function: small GTPase binding. Gene Ontology annotation, cellular component: membrane.
CUGUUUUGUGUUGUAGCAUUUGUUCUGGAAGCUUGUAUUUACAUUUUAAGUGUAUCUGGAGAGUGGGCUGGAGCCCUCGUCUGGGCUGGGGAAAAAAAAGCCUUUCGGUUCGUCUUUUAGUCUCUCCUCUUCCUUUUUCUCUCCGGUUUCUCAUCACUCCACGCAGCGCGACCAUGCCCAGGAAGAAGGCGGCGGCGGCCUGGGAGGAGCCGAGCUCGGGCAACGGCACGGCCCGUGCGGGGCCCAGGAAGCGCGGUGGCCCGGCCGGCAGGAAGCGCGAGCGGCCCGAGCGCUGCAGCAGCAGCAGCGGCGGCGGUAGCAGCGGCGACGAGGACGGCCUGGAGCUCGACGGGGCCCCCGGCGGGGGCAAGCGCGCGGCGCGGCCGGCGGCAGCCAAGGCGGGCGGCGCGGCCGUGGUCAUCACCGAGCCUGAGCACACCAAGGAGCGCGUCAAACUUGAAGGGUCUAAGUGCAAAGGGCAGCUUUUGAUUUUUGGGGCAACCAACUGGGACUUGAUUGGUCGAAAAGAAGUGCCUAAGCAACAAGCUGCCUACCGCAACCUGGGUCAGAACUUAUGGGGGCCCCACAGGUACGGGUGCCUUUCGGGGGUCCGGGUCCGGACGGUGGUGUCGGGGUCAUGCGCCGCCCACAGCCUCCUCAUCACCACGGAAGGGAAGCUGUGGAGCUGGGGGCGAAAUGAGAAGGGCCAGCUGGGCCAUGGCGACACCAAGAGAGUUGAAGCCCCCAGACUCAUCGAGGGGCUCAGCCACGAGGUGAUCGUGUCCGCGGCGUGUGGGCGGAACCACACCUUGGCCUUGACGGAAGCGGGCUCCGUGUUUGCGUUUGGGGAGAACAAGAUGGGGCAGCUGGGCCUGGGCAACCAGACGGACGCGGUGCCCAGCCCCGCGCAGAUAAUGUACAACGGGCAGCCAAUUACCAAACUGGCCUGUGGGGCUGAAUUCAGUAUGGUAAUGGACUGCAAAGGAAACCUCUAUUCCUUUGGGUGCCCUGAAUAUGGUCAGCUGGGACACAACUCGGACGGCAAGUUCAUUGCCCGGGCGCAGCGGAUAGAGUACGACUGUGAGCUGGUGCCCCGGCGAGUGGCAAUCUUCAUCGAGAAGACGAAAGAUGGCCAGAUCCUGCCGGUCCCGAACGUGGUGGUACGGGACGUGGCCUGCGGCGCUAACCACACGCUGGUACUGGACUCCCAGAAGCGCGUCUUCUCCUGGGGCUUCGGUGGCUACGGCCGGCUGGGCCACGCCGAGCAGAAGGACGAGAUGGUCCCCCGCCUGGUGAAGCUGUUCGACUUCCCUGGGCGCGGGGCGUCCCACAUCUACGCCGGCUACACCUGCUCCUUUGCCGUCAGCGAAGUGGGUGGUCUGUUUUUCUGGGGGGCCACAAACACGUCCCGGGAGUCCACCAUGUACCCGAAGGCCGUGCAGGACCUCUGCGGCUGGAGAAUCCGGAGCCUGGCUUGUGGGAAGAGCAGCAUCAUCGUGGCUGCGGACGAGAGCACGAUCAGCUGGGGCCCGUCUCCGACCUUUGGGGAACUGGGCUACGGGGAUCACAAGCCCAAGUCUUCCACUGCAGCGCAGGAGGUGAAGACGCUCGAUGGCAUCUUCACGGAGCAGGUUGCCAUGGGUUACUCACACUCCUUGGUGAUAGCGAGAGACGAAAGCGAGACGGAGAAGGAGAAGAUCAAGAAACUGCCAGAGUACAACCCCCGGACCCUCUGAUGCUCCCGGAGCCUCUCCAGCUCCACACCUCUCGCGGCAGCUGUCAUCUUCACGUGCACUGGGACGGGAAGUCAGACGAGGAAUUUUCAAAAGCAAAAGUUGACCGAAGGUGCAUUUUUGUUAAGACUCCCUGAGGUUCCGUUUUUAUAAGUGAUUCAACGUCAACUACCUUUUCUGUAUGCUUUCCAAAGUGUUGUGUUUCUUUUUUCCCCCUUAAUGAUUGAUUAAAAUAUUUGCUCAUAGUUGACUUACCAUUCCUACAAAAGAGGCAGAAACUUUGAGCAAUCUAGGUUUGUUUUUUGCUCUUUUUAAGUUUUCCUUUUUUAGCCCCCUCUCCUACAUACACUUGUCAAAGACACCCCUUCCCGGUUGAGAUUAGCAUUGUGAGCCCAGUGGGUGCUACCUGGGAGAGGAGUCACCACACGCUCAGAAAAAAAUGUCCCUUGUGGGAGCCGGCAGCAUCUAGGCAAAGACCGUCCCUGGUGGUCAGUCUCCAUCCAAAAUGGCGCCCGUGUGCUCGGAAGCAUCUGGGUCACUCCUCUCCUGCUUUUCCUUCUAGCCCGGCUCAGGCCGUAUGUGUUCUGCUUCUCCCCUUGGCUGCUUCUAAGCCCCCCGCUGCCUUUUGGCCGCGACAUUAAUAGAAUCUGCCGUUUUCCCCCCUGGUGGGGGAUCUGUGUUUAGCCAUUUAUAUCUGCUUUAGCUGUAAAAGAAGUCCAAAUGAAAAUCAGGUGAUUGUGGAACCAGUGGGGACUUGGGGGGGUGGGCAGAUGUGGGGACAGUGUAUCUGGUUCCAGAUCCGGCUCGAAGGCUCCUCUGAGCCGGGGCUGCCUCGCCAGCACUCGCCAUUAGAGAUUGACCAGCCAGCAGUAAAAAGUGCAUUCUGGAGUCCUUGCAAAGAAGGAUCAGCCCUUUGUGUACCAGCCUUUAUCGCCUUUGUGCUUCUGUCUUUAUUCCGACCCCCUUCCCCCCGCUGGAUCCUGCUGGAAGGGGCCCGGUCUGUUUGAGGCCCGGGUUCCUGUUCCGCUAACCCAGCUCUCUAGUCACGUUUGCUUGGCUGUGUAACCAAACAGUUGGGAUCACGGAAGAAGUCCCCUUCCCUGCGCGUCAGCACAGAGGCUGUGACUGCCACCCCGGCUCCCCGCCAAGUGCCCUGUGCCCGAACCCGUCCCCGGCGUCGCGCUGCGUGAGUUAUGAGGUGCCUUUCCCGGAACCCUCCUCUCGCUUGGACCCAAGAGAGGUGUGACAGCUCUGGCUGGGGCUCUUGGUUUCGAGAGGGUCUGGACUGGUUUGGGUGCUUUAAAAUAGAUUUUUUUAGUUCAGUGGUGCUUAUGGGGGAAACGGGGAUAGAACUUCAGUGUGAGACUUGGGUGAUGGGAAAGUUAAAUAUUGGUCUUUUUUAUUAUUAUUUUUUGCUUUGCUAUUGUUACCACUUUCGUCUCCAUGUUAAAAUGCCAAAAAUGA